AUGCGGACAUUCAGACCCGGUCGGCAAGCCUCGCGGGCGCAAGAGCUCCCGCAGACGUUCCCGAAGCCUGGAUCCUCCGCCCACGAGCGCGGCGUGUGGGAGGGCGCGGGGUCCGCCCGCCAAUGGGGAACUACGGCGCGCGGCCGGGACCCGGAGGCAGCUCCUCACGGCGGGCGCGGUUCAGUCCGGCAGCGGCGGCGGCGGCGGCGGCGGCGGCGGUGGAGGAGGAGGAGGAGGAUGUGGGCCACGCAGGGGCUGGCGGUGGCGCUGGCUCUGAGCGUGUUGCCGGGCGGCCGGGCUCUGCGGCCAGGCGACUGCGAAGUCUGUAUCUCUUAUCUGGGAAGAUUUUAUCAGGACCUCAAAGAUCGAGAUGUCACAUUCUCACCAUCCUCUGUUGAAAAAGAGCUUAUAAAAUUCUGCCGGGAAGCAAGAGGCAAAGAGAAUCGGUUGUGCUACUACAUUGGGGCCACAGAUGACGCUGCCACUAAGAUCAUCAACGAGGUGUCGAAGCCCCUGGCCCACCACAUCCCUGUGGAGAAGGUCUGUGAGAAGCUCAAAAAGAAGGACAGCCAGAUCUGUGAGCUAAAGUAUGACAAGCAGAUUGACCUGAGCACAGUGGACCUGAAGAAGCUCCGGGUUAAAGAACUCAAGAAGAUCCUGGACGACUGGGGGGAGACGUGCAAAGGCUGUGCGGAGAAGUCUGACUACAUCCGGAAGAUUAAUGAACUGAUGCCUAAAUAUGCCCCCAAGGCAGCCGGUUCACGGACUGAUUUGUAGUCUGCCCGCCCCCCGCUGCACCUGUGGGGAAAGCAUUCCACUUGCGUCUUCCCUGCAGCCUUUUUGUAAUUUAUUUUUUAGGCAGGCUCCUGACAAUGUCAGGUGUGAAGCCUGGAGCUCUCCUGCCGAUGCUGGCUCUACAGCGCCCCCUGGGGGGUUCACUUUGUUCUGUUGCUGGUUUACUCUAGGACUUCAAAGUGUGUUUGGGAAUUUUUUAUUAAAGGAAGAACAUUUCUAGCUGUCCCUGGAGAAUUAAAGUGAAUCUGAAAUAGGAUUUCAGCCCUAA
Messenger RNA from Herpailurus yagouaroundi (jaguarundi), 1063 nucleotides. It is a transcript of the gene MANF, whose product is annotated as mesencephalic astrocyte derived neurotrophic factor. NCBI's taxonomy places the organism in Eukaryota, Metazoa, Chordata, Mammalia, Carnivora, Felidae. Gene Ontology annotation, biological process: neuron projection development; dopaminergic neuron differentiation. Gene Ontology annotation, cellular component: endoplasmic reticulum. The record is from RefSeq and is a predicted model, not a curated record. The transcript is spliced from 5 exons. Bases 1 to 777 code for a protein of 258 amino acids.